GACGCCAAGUGCGGUCACGGCCGCCACAUGUUGGCACAACAUUGCCCCAGAUUUGGAAGUUCCUCGGAUCUGCUCGGCCUAUGAAUUGCCGGCGGGCCAAUGCAUAUGCCUCUUACACACUGGCAUUUCUCCUCCGUUCUACUGCCAUGUCCAAGCACCGAUUGUCCCCAGUGCCUCUGCCGCCUGCGAAGAGGCUACAUCAUACUCGAAUCUCGUCGCAGGAGCAUCGGCUUAUCACAACAUUUGACAAUGCGCUCUAUGAUGAACUCAUUUUGUUUAUCUUCUCGUUCCUGAACUGCAGAGAUCUAUGUGCCAUGCACAGGACGAACAGAAACUGUUCGAGGCUCGCGAGUGACAACCAGCUCUGGAAAACCCUGUUUAUCAGAGAGUUUGGUAAAACACGGCUGAGGGGAGGCAAGGGGUUUUAUGGUCUGACUGAUGGAAGAUUAGUGAAACCACUUCCCUUGAGAGCUUCUACAUCCAUGUCGUCAGCUGAUGACACUCUGGACUGGAAGUGGAUGCACCGCAUCAGCUCGAACUGGAGGAAUGGACGUUGUUCUGUCGAGCACUUCACUAACGCUGAGGGAACAACUCUAGCGCCGCCGCCAGCCUUUCCUCGCCAGCACGUUAUAUUGGCAGGCGGGUUCACCAUAUCCUCGUCGAAUCCCUGUGGAUCCUCCUUGCUAGUACGGGACAACAGUGGAAUAUCGCGGACUCUGCUUUGCAGGUCUACUCUAGCUACAUCUGUGGCGGAAAUAUCUGCUAUAGCGCUCGAUCAAUCUCCACCUUCCUUAUCUUCCUCGCAUAUCAUACGCCUGGCUGCUUUCCUGACGACCGGAGAAUUCAAUAUAUUCGAACAUGAUCACUCUUCCUUGUCCUCAGCCACCACUCCAAAGCAAACCUACGUUCCUUCGUCCCUGCACCGCGCUUCUCCGGUGACGCAUGCAGCCUAUAAUCACCCGUUGCUCGUCACGUUGUCGCACUCAUUUACACUCAUGAUAUACGACCUGAGCAAUGAUUCUAUCACACACACUCAAACACUCACGUCUUUCACUAGUCAUCCCCCCACAUCACUCGUACUGUCCACCAUACCCUCAACAGCGUCAUACAAACUUGUCAUGGCCUACGCUAUUCCCGUUUACCCUGCCCAUUGGAGUGUGGGUGCUACAGAGCUUAUUAUAUCUCCUUUGGGCAUUUUACCACGUAAACGGACAUUCGCUACGUCCUCCAGCGAGUCAUCACCACAGGGGGCCUUUGAAGUAAGCGUCACCAGGUCUACCCGUGCUUUUGACAUCCCGCAAGGGUGGAUAGACGAGCACAAACUUCAGCUUAUGCGUGACCAAUGGGGCCGUAAAGUGAAACAAGUAGCGGAUAUACAAACGGAUGGGAAAUGGGUCGUUUUAGCCCCUGGAGAUGUGACAGAUAUCUCUCCGGUAUCCCAUGGGUCCUCAGAAGGAACAGUGCCUCAACAGGGACAUCUACAGCCACUCCCAUACAUCUCACCUCCGAGCCACACAUCGAGCCACCUUCAAUUAUACCGCCUUCAUGUACCCCCGAUCUCAAGUUCAUCGGUCCAUACACCGAAAUUGAUGUUUGUCCGGACUCUGCACGGGCCUGUGGGCUCUGUUUCUACGCUUUCUCUUGCGGAUGGGCGUUGUGUCAGCUUGAGUGCAAACGGAGCAAUUUGGGUGUGGGACCUUGAAGGCGGAGAUGGGAUUGAAAUAGCCGGGCCUGCCAAAGGCAGCUUUGCAGGAACAAAUAGUGGAAGUACAUGUGGUACCGUUGCAUUUGACGAGCGAAGAAUCGUCAGUGCUAGUGUACGGGGUAUUGAAGAACGACGGUUUGAUAUCUAAUUGAAUAGUAGAAUUUUGUAUCUUUAUUAUUUUACUAGUGCUCGAGUUGCAACGUUGAAAUUAAAUGCAUGUACCCUUUCCUAGGCUACAGGUCUGGGAAAAUAAAUGACCGUCG
Messenger RNA from Suillus bovinus, 1968 nucleotides. RefSeq lists its product as uncharacterized. NCBI's taxonomy places the organism in Eukaryota, Fungi, Basidiomycota, Agaricomycetes, Boletales, Suillaceae. The transcript has 3 exons. The record is from RefSeq and is a predicted model, not a curated record. The coding region runs from base 81 to 1853 and encodes 590 amino acids. Gene Ontology annotation, molecular function: protein binding.